UCGUAUCGUAUUUUCUUGCUUGCUAACCACACGAUGCAAAAUGAGGCUGAGAAUACUGACGGUAACAUUAUCCAAAAACACCUUUCCGACAACGCCUCAGUACAGCGGAGAAUAACCUAUGGGAAUAACGUUAACGUUAGCAGAUGGGCACAACGCAAAAUGAGCAAAACAAAUAAAGAGAAUACACUGUCCCGUCUACCCGUGAUGACUGGAAAAAGAGCACAUCCGGGUAGCGCUGAUCAAGACCCGCAACCUGCGCAGAAGAAAAUGCGGAAAUUUGACCAGGAUGCUCUGAGGGGUAAACAGGCUGUUUCUAUGGUUGGAACCAAGAGACCAGUCCCAGCACCAGUUACCCGGCCUGCUGCAAAACGUCCCACUGCUGCAGCCACGGUAGCUGGCGUCGCCCCAACAGGUGUACACAAACGUCCAGUUGCCUCUACAGCCAAAGUGAGCACCGGUGGUGCAGCCAAGAGACCAGCAUGGGAUUUGAAGGGGAAAAUCGGUGAUAUGGAAGCCAGAGUGAAUAACUAUCAGGGUCGUUUGAAGGGCGUCAGUCAAGAAAAUGAAACCCUAAAGGAUGUUGUUGCACAGGCCCAGGAAGAAGCCUCCAGGCAGCAGAAGGAAAUUGCCGAUCUCAAACAGAAGCUUAAUAUGUGUCAGGAGAAAUUGGAAGUUCUGUCUGGGGUAAAAGAACAGCUGGAGCUAGUUUCCCAACAGAGAGACACCCUGGAGACCAAGCUUAAGGCUGUAGAGAUGCUCAAUUCCAACCUCAACUCUGAGCUCCUUACAGUUCAGAGCCAUCUGUCCAUGAAGUCCUCAGCACUGGAGCAGACCCAGGACACCUUGCACAAGACCCAGGAUACCCUAAAUGAGACUCAAGAAAAGGUUCGGGAGCUGGAGGAGAAGGUAGCUAGGCAGAAGGAGGAGCUGCACUGUGGAGAGAUGGAGCGCCGCAAACUCCACAACACCAUUCAGGAACUCAAAGGAAACAUCAGGGUGUUCUGCCGAGUGAGGCCGCUGCUCACUGAUGUCCAGGCAGACAUCCCACACAUCCAGCUGCCCGCUCACGACGACAAGGCCGUUGUCCUUGCUAAAUCAGAAGAGUCUCACACAGGCCGCACUGGGGACACGCAUAAGAAUUAUAACUUCAGCUUCGACCACGUCUUCGGGCCACGGGCCUCCCAGCAGAGGGUUUUUGAGGAAAUCUCUCUGCUAGUGCAGUCGGCCCUGGAUGGCUACAACGUCUGCUGCUUCGCGUAUGGGCAGACGGGGAGCGGCAAGACCUUCACCAUGGAGGGCGGCGAGAGGGACGAGGAGCGUGGGGUCAUCCCUCGAGCUGUCCGGCAAAUAUUCAAGGCGGCCAGAGCGCUUGAGCAUCAGGGCUGGGAGUAUUCCUUCACCGCCAGCUUUGUCGAGAUUUACAACGAAACUUUAAGGGACCUGCUCUACACCGGCAAGCCUAGCAAAAGGCCUGAGCAUGAGAUCAAGAAGAACGCCAAUGGAGGAAUCACAGUCACCAACCUGACCUACCAGAGGGUUGUGAGUGAGGACCAGGUCCACAACCUGAUUGAGGUGGCAAAUCACAAUAGGUCAACUGCCAGGACUGCUGCCAAUGACCAGUCUUCCAGAUCUCACUCUGUCUUCCAGCUGGACAUUGAAGGUGUCAACUCAGACAGAGGCACCAAGUGCAAAUCGUCCUUGUGUCUGGUGGACCUGGCUGGUAGUGAACGGGUACAGAAGAGUCAGUCCCAGGGUGAGCGCUUCAAAGAAAUGACUGCAAUCAAUUCCUCCCUCACCAACCUUGGCAUUGUCAUCUCUGCCCUGGCCAGCAAGGAAAGUCACAUCCCGUACCGAAACUGCAAGCUGACUUAUUUGCUUCAAAACUGUUUGGGAGGCAACAGCAAAACUUUGAUGUUUGUAAAUAUUGCUCCAGAACUGGACAGCUUUAAUGAAUCCCUAAAUUCACUUCGUUUCGCCAGCAAAGUCAAUGACUGUGUUAUUGGAACAGCCUCUGCCAAUAAGAAGUGAACUUGUGGAUACUUUUAUUCUUUUUCUUUUUAAUGUUUAAAUCCUGAACUAGUGGGAAGAGCUUUAUAUACAUACUCCCGCCAGUUUUUUUACAUGCUAUUAAAGACUGUACAAUAACUCUGAAUUUUGCAUUUGAUAGAUGCACAAUUCACUCAAUUUUGAAAAUUAAGUAGGGUGGCUAUUUGACUGUGUGAAUCAUAACUACAAAAUAUAUUUGAUUCAUAAAUGACUAUUUAAUCUGUAUAGGCUGGCUACCUUGAUCAUUCUGUUCAGAUUUGCUGAUAAGCAGUCAUCAAAUGUGAAAUGGAAACAUAAAUAAACAGCUGAGUAAACCUUC
Messenger RNA from Alosa sapidissima (American shad), 2365 nucleotides. RefSeq names its product kinesin family member C1 (gene kifc1). The transcript is spliced from 17 exons. Gene Ontology annotation, biological process: microtubule-based movement. The coding region runs from base 34 to 2028 and encodes 664 amino acids. Lineage: Eukaryota; Metazoa; Chordata; Actinopteri; Clupeiformes; Clupeidae. The record is from RefSeq and is a predicted model, not a curated record. Gene Ontology annotation, molecular function: microtubule motor activity; ATP binding; microtubule binding.